UUGUCUGUCUCAAGUGCCCCCAAAAACUAACCUGAGACGGUGUCUUUCUUUUAUAAUGGAAUAUAAUGAGAGCACAGAGUAGCCUAUGGAACGGGUAACCGCUCUAUCGUUGACAAACCAUCCCACAGCAGCAUGCUAAACAACCCUGGUUAGCCUUGAAGACCGCUCUUUUUUUAUUUAUUCAUCUACAAAGAUGAAGAGUCGUCCAUUCAUUGGAAGAUUCGUGGUUCGAUUACCGUGUCCUGCAAUCCGAAUGUCAGUGUGCUCUUGGAAGCUGUGGCACCUUGUAUGCCAGCCUCUGCCAUCAGUGUGUGAAUGUGUGCAUGAAUAGGUGAAUGGUAAAAUGUAAUGUGAUGUGGUGUAAGUGGUCGGAAGACUAGAAAGACGCCCUAUGACUGCACGUCUUGUUACCGUUUGUGUUGCACCAUAGUUUGCUGAACAAGCCACAACGGGAUCACUGUCAGUUUGCAGGCCAGUUGGCUAAUUAGCCAACUUGACCCUAAAUUGGUCUGUCCUUGACUUUAAAGCUACAAACUCUUACUCGUUUGUUACAGAACACAAACGACAAGCCAAAUAUCUACCCCCAGAAAGUCAACAUUUACAGAUCUAGCAGAUCUUACUGAAGUCUUACUGAAGUGUCUACGGUCACACAUUCUUGACUGUAUAAAAAAUAAAUAAAGAAAGAUCAUCUCUUCUAUUAGAUAAUGGGGAACAAGCCCACACAGGGGGCACAAAACCUAUCAAUGCACUCUGGCUGUGUGUAGAACUGUGCAGGACGUCUGGCCUGGUUAUGACAGCCUCUGUGUCCUACAUUUAUGUUGUGCGUUUGUUUUGUUAGAGGAUUACAUUUCAUGAUGAAACUCUGUCAGGUGUGAGAUCAUCCUCCUGGGUUUGUAUCUCUCCUCCAGCUUAUUGCAGUUUUAAACCAGUCUGGGUUCCUCUGGGAGUUCUUUGUAAAGGAAGCAGGCCACGUUGAGUGAUGCUGCAACACAAAAAUAGCCUAAUUCCUUCGUUCGUGGUGGGGGUGAUAGGGAGUUAAGCUUACAGAGGAAGUUGGCUGCCUGGCUGGCUACUAUUGCUGGACCAACAAAUGUUUCCUUUCAGGUUAGGAAACUUCUCUGAUAAACUUGUUUCUCCUCAUUGGAAGUAUCAUUUCAUAUUUUAGAUGCCUCACCUUUGGAUGUCUUAAAGAACUGAAUGUUUUCUAGGGAUUUCUAGCAAAACUUGUUAUAGUAAACUAGUUAAAACAUGUUAUACUUCCUAUUCAAUUCAGCUGUUUGUAUUAUCAGUCCUUCUACAAUCUCCACCCUGAGAUUUAACUUGAAUAUUGAACACAUUUGAGGCCCUUAAAUCUCUGUAUUAUUUGUGUCCAUGAUUCUGUUUGUCUGUUCUCCAGGUGGUGGACUUCCUGAUGUCCCUGCUUCAGAGGGCCUGUGUGGGUCUGGAUCAGGCCCCUGGUCCAAAUCUUGGAAACCCCGUAGAGAGCGAGACGCUGCGCAUGGGGAUGGGCGUUGUGGCUACUCUGCUGUCUGGACCCGAGCUUAGUAUAGAGGACUACUCGUCUAUGUCGAGACUGCUCCCACCGCUGGAGUCGCUGUCUCACAAGCACUCUGAGGCAGUCAUCCAGGAGCUGGCAUCUGACCUCAGAGCUGUCAUUGCCACUCACGGUGCCUACCGGCCUGAAAACGGCACCGCUGUCGCUCCGCUCUCCAGAAACCCUAAAACAACAGUCAAGAAUAACAGUGUCCCUUCGAGGAAAACCGAAGCUAAUGACUCACAGACUAGUCCUCAAUCAUCCCUACCACACAGUAAUUCACCUAGCAACACCCACAGGUCUGCAGCGGGAGUAAGCCCAAAAGGUGGAGGUAGGACCUCUGGAACCAGUAACCUUUACCUUCCUACCAAGCCCUUGUCUGAUUGGCUGCUCGAGACCUGUGACCCAGAUGUUCCAACCAGAGCGUUCGCUCUGAGGGUCCUGACCCAGAUGGUGCAAAACGAAAUCCCAGAGGCUGUCCAGGCCCAGGAACAAGUCCUCAUGGUGGGUUGCUUGGUUAAGUACUUCACUUUUUUUUUUUUUUAUUCUUGUCUUAGAAUUUUGUCUGUUAUGCUCUGAAAAUAUCGUUACAAGUUGUAUUGUUAUUAUUCUGAGAAGUUGUCUUUUUACAAAGAUGGUAAAGUAAAAUACAUGUCAUGGGGUAGUUUACCCAAAUAUGACAUUCAGAUGAUAUAUUGAUAUAUGUGUAAUGAUAU
Anarrhichthys ocellatus (wolf-eel) is the source of this 2250-nucleotide messenger RNA. RefSeq names its product transport and Golgi organization protein 6 homolog. Gene Ontology annotation, biological process: protein secretion. The record is from RefSeq and is a predicted model, not a curated record. The transcript has 2 exons. NCBI's taxonomy places the organism in Eukaryota, Metazoa, Chordata, Actinopteri, Perciformes, Anarhichadidae. The coding region runs from base 1412 to 2113 and encodes 233 amino acids.